Molecule: messenger RNA, 1042 nt
Organism: Cucumis melo (muskmelon)
Lineage: Eukaryota; Viridiplantae; Streptophyta; Magnoliopsida; Cucurbitales; Cucurbitaceae
Product: U11/U12 small nuclear ribonucleoprotein 25 kDa protein
Exons: 5
Coding region: 296-841 (181 amino acids)
Biological process (GO): mRNA splicing, via spliceosome
Cellular component (GO): U12-type spliceosomal complex
Source: RefSeq, a predicted model, not a curated record
UUUCCUAAAUAUAAUUUGGCCGGAAGAAUGGUUUUUUUUUCUUAUUGUUUACUCUAACUCGAAGACAACCCCUCUAUUUCCUUCUCCAUCCCUCUUUUGAGUCCACCUCUCUUUCCUCUUCCUCCAAACACCCACGUCACUGGCGGCGACGCCUGCUGUUGCAGAUCAGGCGGCGUGAACUGAGUCCGGCCGAGACGGUGGUUACCCAAACGGCAGUCACCUACCGGGAGCCCUGCAGCGAAUUGUCAGCUUCGCAACCUCCGUGAACAGUCUGGUCAUUUUUCCCAUUUAAGCAAUGAAGGAAAACGGAGAUGGAUCAAUGAAAUCCAUGAGUAAAGAUGAAGAGAAUGUGGUAGGUUACCACAGCAACAACGUAAAAAAAGUUAGGUUAAAUUCAACUCUCGCUGCUCUGCUUGACGAUCCUAUUCUCGCCGAUGUCCCCAAAAAUCCCACCCUAUCGCACGUCGACACUCUCAUCAGCCUCGAAUUGGGAAGCGCCAUGCGUAUCUCCGUUCUUAAGCUCGAUGGCACUGCCAUUGAUGUGCUGAUCAUGAAUUCUGCGACAUUGAAAGACUUGAAGCUUGCAAUCAAGCAGAAAGUAAACGAGACGGAACAAUCCAAGAUGGGGCAUCGCCACAUUUCAUGGAAACACGUAUGGGCAAAUUUUUGCUUAGCACACCACAACGAGAAGAUUCUUGAUGAUAGCUCAGUACUUCAGGAUUUUGGAAUCCGUAACAAUUCUCAGGUGCGUUUUAUCCCAUACGUUAUGUCAAAGAACUCCAGAACACAUUCUAGGAGGAGAAAACACCGAUUCUUUCAUGGUCUCAACAAAUGUGCUUGAGCUUCCAGAUGCUUUGGAGGAUGUUUCUCUUCAACACAAAUUCAGUAAGCUUGAGUUCCAUUACAAUUUUUGUAACUGAAUAUGAACUUUAGAUGAAUGUGUUUAUAGGAACUUGACCCUUCCAUGUACAUUUAACAUUAUGAUAUGUAAAAAUGCAAACUAAUAUCUACAUGAUUAGCAAAUUUUUGUUGUUUGUGGAAA